Molecule: messenger RNA, 675 nt
Organism: Aspergillus puulaauensis
Lineage: Eukaryota; Fungi; Ascomycota; Eurotiomycetes; Eurotiales; Aspergillaceae
Product: DUF2470 domain-containing protein
Exons: 1
Coding region: 1-675 (224 amino acids)
Source: RefSeq, a predicted model, not a curated record
AUGGCCGACGACAAAUCCCGCAAGGCAGUCAUAAUCAAACACAUGAACAAUGACCAUGCCCGCUCUCUCUCCCUUUACCUCCGCGCCUACUGCGCCGUCUCCCCGCGCGCCGCUCAAUCCCCAAUCCUCGAAGACCUCCGCCUCACAGACAUGAUCAUAUCUGCCCAAGGCUCCCGCUACAUAAUCCCCUUCACGCCGCCACUCGCCUCCAUAUCCGACACCCGCGCCCGCGUCGUGGCCAUGCACAAGGAAUCCCUGCGCCGGCUGAACCUCUCGGACACUACAAUCACCACUUACCUCCCACCGCAGGGCCCGCAGGUAAUCGGGUUCGCGCUCUGCCUUACGGCGCUGGUGGCAUACUCGCGCCGCGCGAAUUUCGAGCCGGGAUCCGUGCUCUACGAUACGUUGGAUUUGGGGACUAGGGCUCCUGGGUUUACGGAGUUUAGUGUCAAGUGGCAGCCGUGGGUCUUUGGGAUUCUUGCGGGCUUGCAUGCGUUUGAGGCGGUCGUUUUGCUGGGCUGGAUGAGGCUGAGGAAGCAUGGGGUUAAGAUGUUUUCGGGGCUGUGGUGGACGUGGAUUGUGCUUGGGUUUGUGGAGGGGUUUCCGGCUUGGAUGAGGUUUGAUGCGGAGGUGAAGAGGAUUGAGAAUGAGGGGGGGCAUGAGAAGAGUACUUGA